AAGCAGCAGGCGAGGAUGGACGUGGUUGACAGUCUUCUUUACAAUGGGAGCAACAUCACUCCCCCCUGCGAACUCGGAUUGGAAAAUGAGACCCUUUUCUGCCUGGAUCAGCCCCGGCCUUCCAAAGAGUGGCAGCCGGCCGUGCAGAUCCUCCUCUACUCCCUGAUAUUCCUGCUCAGCGUCCUGGGGAACACACUGGUCAUUACGGUGCUCAUUCGGAACAAGAGGAUGAGGACAGUCACCAACAUCUUCCUGCUCUCCCUGGCUGUCAGCGACCUCAUGCUGUGCCUCUUCUGCAUGCCCUUCAACCUCAUCCCCAACCUGCUCAAGGACUUCAUCUUCGGGAGUGCCGUGUGCAAGACCACCACCUACUUCAUGGGCACAUCUGUGAGCGUGUCCACCUUCAACCUGGUAGCCAUCUCUCUGGAGAGAUAUGGUGCCAUUUGCAGACCCCUACAGUCCCGGGUCUGGCAAACAAAAUCCCACGCUUUGAAGGUCAUUGCCGCCACCUGGUGCCUCUCCUUUACCAUUAUGACUCCGUACCCCAUUUAUAGCAACUUGGUGCCUUUUACCAAAAAUAACAACCAGACAGCGAAUAUGUGCCGCUUUCUACUGCCAAAUGAUGUUAUGCAGCAGUCCUGGCACACGUUCCUGUUACUCAUCCUCUUUCUUAUUCCUGGAAUUGUGAUGGUGGUAGCAUAUGGAUUAAUCUCUUUGGAACUCUACCAAGGAAUAAAGUUUGAUGCUAGCCAGAAGAAAUCAACUAAAGAAAGGAAGUCGAGCACUGGCAGCAGCCGAUACGAGGACAGUGACGGCUGUUACCUGCAGAAGUCCAGGCACCCGAGGAAGCUGGAACUGCAGCAGCUGUCCACGGGCGGCGGCGGCGGCGGCAGGGUCAGCCGCGUCCGGAGCAGCAGCUCCGCCGCCAACCUGAUGGCCAAGAAGCGCGUGAUCCGCAUGCUCAUUGUCAUCGUGGUCCUCUUCUUCCUGUGCUGGAUGCCCAUCUUCAGUGCCAACGCCUGGCGGGCGUACGACACAGUCUCCGCAGAGCAGCAUCUCUCGGGGACGCCCAUCUCCUUCAUCCUCCUGCUCUCCUACACCUCCUCCUGCGUCAACCCCAUCAUCUACUGCUUCAUGAACAAGCGCUUCCGCCUGGGCUUCAUGGCCACCUUCCCCUGUUGUCCCAACCCUGGUCCGCGGGGGCUGAGAGGAGAGGCGGCAGAGGAGGAGGAAGGGAGGACCGUGGGGGCGUCCCUGUCCAGGUACUCCUACAGUCACAUGAGCACCUCCACCCCACCGCCCUGAGCCGCGCCCGGCAGGAAGGAGGGAGCAGGGUGCGAGAAGGAAGAGGAGGAAGCAGGGGCGGAGGA
Jaculus jaculus (lesser Egyptian jerboa) is the source of this 1370-nucleotide messenger RNA. It is a transcript of the gene Cckar, whose product is annotated as cholecystokinin A receptor. Lineage: Eukaryota; Metazoa; Chordata; Mammalia; Rodentia; Dipodidae. Gene Ontology annotation, molecular function: neuropeptide receptor activity; cholecystokinin receptor activity. The transcript is spliced from 5 exons. Gene Ontology annotation, biological process: neuropeptide signaling pathway. Gene Ontology annotation, cellular component: membrane. The record is from RefSeq and is a predicted model, not a curated record. Bases 16 to 1305 code for a protein of 429 amino acids.